This is a messenger RNA of Paramecium sonneborni, 730 nucleotides long. The record is from the annotation of a GenBank genome assembly. NCBI's taxonomy places the organism in Eukaryota, Ciliophora, Oligohymenophorea, Peniculida, Parameciidae.
AUGUUAUUUUAUUAAUAUUUAUAAUUUGAAAAGCCCUACUUUAAUAGAUUCUUCUAGGAACUAUUUUUCUAUUAUAGAUUUAACAUCUAAUUGAGUGAUUUAUCUCAAUUCAAAAGCUAAUUUAAUAUAGCAAAAAUAGUCUAAAAAUUGACUUAGAAAUAUAAAAAGACAUUUAGUAGUUUUUGUUGCAGUAUAAGUAUAAUUAUAAAAUCAUAUCAUAGGAUUAAAAAGUAAAUGAGAUUAUUAAUUAUAGUAAAUUCAAUACCAAUUUAAUUUGAUCAAGUGUUAAAAUAUAUGUCGUAUUAUUUAGUCUGGAAUACAACUAUAAAACAGAUUUGUCGUAGAAACACACUUUUACUCCUCAAAUAAAAAUCAGUUAGAGUUAAGGAAAUAAUUCUAAUUUGGAUUUUGGAUUGAAAUAACACUAUUUUAACAAAAAAGAUAAAAUAAAUGUUAGAUUUAACAUUUUUUAAUCUCUUUUAAACAAAUAUAAAAUGCAAUAUUGUUUGAUAGACACUUUCAAGAAACCUUACAAGUUAUAUAUUGGAUUGGUGUGAUAUAGAAUGUUAAAUUAAUGAAUUCCUAUUGCCUUUUGCAUUAUAAAAUUAAUAAUAUGAAAUACGAUUUUAGUGUAUAUUUCAGGUUGAGUUCAAGUGAAAAUAGAUUAAACAAAAAAUUGAGAUUUUUAAUGGGUUUUUCAACAGAGAAGAAGAUUUUUAGGGAAGAUUGA